AUGCAAUUUCUUGAUGAAGCAUCGAUCCGUGUCCAGGCAGGCAAAGGUGGCAACGGUUGCUUGAGCUUCCGGCGUGAGAAAUAUAUUGCCAAAGGCGGCCCGGAUGGCGGCAACGGCGGUGAUGGUGGAGACGUCUUCCUGGUGGCGGAAAGCAGCCUCAAUACACUGAUCGAUUUUCGUUAUCAGCCAGGCUACAAAGCUCAGAAUGGUGCCUCAGGAGCCGGGCGCAACAAAACCGGCGCCGCCGGUGAGCACAGUUACAUCAAGGUCCCGGUUGGGACCACCGUGGUGGAUGAUGAAACCCAGGAAACCCUGGGUGAUCUCAGCGUUGCGGGGGAGACCUUGCUGGUCGCCAAAGGCGGUUAUCGUGGCGUAGGUAACGCUGCGUUCAAGUCCAGCACCAACCGAGCCCCACGCAAGACUACGCCAGGCAAACCUGGUGAAGAGCGACGGCUGCGUCUGCAAUUGAAGCUGAUGGCUGAUGUUGGUCUGUUAGGGCUGCCAAAUGCAGGCAAAUCGACCCUCAUAGGGCAGGUGUCAGCGGCUAAUCCGAAGGUUGCCGACUAUCCCUUUACCACGCUGGUGCCGAGCCUGGGUGUUGUGCGCGUCGGCACCGACAGCAGCUUCGUGAUGGCAGACAUACCGGGCCUGAUCAGUGGUGCCGCUGAAGGCGCCGGUCUUGGUGCCCAGUUUCUGCGCCACCUGGCACGGACACGGGUUCUUUUGCAUCUGGUAGACGUAUUACCUGAAGACGGCAGCGAUCCCGAGGAAAAUGCAGCGGCCAUCGAAGCUGAAUUGCAGCAGUACAGUGGCGCGCUGAUGGAGCGGCCCAUCUGGAUUGCUCUGUCGAAAGUUGAUCAACUGGAAGACGAUGCGCUUGAGGCACUGAAACAGCGUUUUGAAAAGCGUUUUCCAGGUCGUCCGAUUCAUUGCAUUUCUGCCCUGGGUGACGUCGGCCUGAUCGAACUCACCCGCGCACUUAUGCAGGCCCUGCAAACCCAUCAGCGUCGUCUGAUCGAAGAUGAAGCGUUUGCUCAAUAUACCGAAGAGCUGCAGCAGCGUAUCAGCGACGAUGUGCUGGUGCGCAAUUCGCUGACCCGGGUCAAGAAAGUAGUCGUGAAGGUUGGCAGCGCCCUGCUCAGCGAUCCGGAACACGGUUUGGAUCGGCACAAAAUUGACGCUUAUUGUGAACAGAUUGUGCAGUUGAAAAGUCAGCAUAUCGACGUGAUUCUGGUGUCUUCUGGCGCAGUAGCAGCAGGCUGUCACAAGCUUGGCUGGGCGCGUCGUCCGGAAGCUGUCCAUCAGUUGCAGGCCGCCGCUGCGGUAGGGCAGAUGGGGCUUGCCCAGGCCUACGAAAGCGCUUUGUCUGAACACGGCCAUGCCACCGCAAUGAUUAUGUUGACCCAUGACGAUCUUGCUGAUCGCGAACGUUAUCUGAAUGCCCGGGCAACCCUUUCGCAACUGCUGCAGCUCAAUGUUGUACCGGUGAUCAAUGAAAACGAUACCGUGGCGACCGACGAAAUACGCUUUGGCGAUAACGAUACAUUGGCCGCACUGGUGACCAACCUGGUUGAGGCCGACCUGCUGGUGAUCCUGACCGAUGUAGAAGGGCUUAUGAAUGCGGACCCAAGGGUAGAUGCAGGGGCACGGCGCAUCGCCCAUAGUCGCGCACAGGCGCCGGCACUCGAUGCGCUGGCGACUGCUGGUGCAGGCGCCAUGGGUAGAGGUGGAAUGCUGACCAAGCUCUCUGCUGCGCGUCUGGCCGCGCGCUCUGGUGCUAAUACGGUCAUCGCGUCUGGUCGCCAGGACAAUGUGCUGUUGCAGGUGUUGGCAGGUGCCGAUGUCGGUACGCUGCUAACUGCAGAUUUGACCCCAAUGACCGCGCGCAAACGUUGGUUGGCGGGUCAGUUGCGCGCGAAAGGCGAUCUUGUGCUCGAUGCAGGUGCAGCUAGAGCGGUCGCAGAACAAGGCGUCAGCCUGCUUGCUAUCGGUGUGGUGAGUGUUAAGGGUUCUUUUCUGCGCGGCGACAUGGUGCGCAUGCUGGAUGCAGGCGGCAGGGUGAUCGCUCAGGGGCUGACUAAUUAUUCAAGUGACGAAGUGACUCGGCUUGCAGGUACCCAUUCUGAACAGUUUGGGCAGCGGAUCGAUUACGUAGGUGAACCAGAGCUGGUUCACCGCGAUAAUCUUGUGGUGGUCUAG
Molecule: messenger RNA, 2199 nt
Organism: Symbiodinium pilosum
Lineage: Eukaryota; Dinophyceae; Suessiales; Symbiodiniaceae
Source: the annotation of a GenBank genome assembly